Dunckerocampus dactyliophorus (ringed pipefish) is the source of this 2438-nucleotide messenger RNA. RefSeq names its product putative methyltransferase DDB_G0268948. Gene Ontology annotation, molecular function: S-adenosylmethionine-dependent methyltransferase activity. The transcript has 6 exons. The record is from RefSeq and is a predicted model, not a curated record. NCBI's taxonomy places the organism in Eukaryota, Metazoa, Chordata, Actinopteri, Syngnathiformes, Syngnathidae. The coding region runs from base 374 to 1258 and encodes 294 amino acids.
GCCAACUGGAAUGUCUACACAAACUCACCGCCCACCUUCUAAGCCUAUACUGACUUCAUCCACCAGUACAAAACUGCCUUAAACUCUGCCCAGUCUUCCUACUAGUCACACUUCAUCACAAAACGACCCCGAUAGCAGCCUGUUAGCAUGGAACCGAAACAGGAAGUCAUUGUAUCCCAGCUCUUCUCCCCGUCAGCGGUUGACUGCAGUUUUUUGCUACCUGACACAGUUAUGCCAUACGCCUUUGCUUUUCUUUAUUCUGCAAAAUACUGUAACUUGACUUGACUUGACACCUCAUUGACUUUGUGUUUUUUAAUGCCCAUUGGAACUUACCGUCAUACACGCUCGUACACUGCCAUCUACUGUUCAGUUCAUGCAAAUGCAGAUGCGAAGGAAAAAACCGACAAGCCUCCUCCCUUUUGGUUUAUUUAAUUGGCAAAUCUGUCAACUUGUAGCAGCAAGCGCGUGCAGAUCAGUUCGCUGCUCCGCUGGAAUCAUGGCCUUAAGACUGUUUGAAGAAAAAGAGCAUGUUGCUGCCUACAUGCAGUACAGAGUAGAGAAUCCUCAAGAAGUGAUCAACAGGAUGAUGGACUUUAUGAAACCAAAGGUGCAAGAGAAGUUCAACCUGGCAGUGGAUGUUGGAUGUGGCAAUGGUAAAGGCACCGUACUCUUGGCCCCCUUCUUCGACAAGGUUGUCGGGACAGAUGUGAGUCCCGCCCAGUUGGAGAUGGCGCUGGCCAAUAGCCUUUGUCCAAACGUGACUUACAGGCAGUGUCCUGCAGAAGAACUCCCAUUCGAGUCGAGUCAGGCCGACCUUGUGACGGCAAUGACGGCAGCCCACUGGUUCGACCGCCCGCGCUUCCUGACGGAGGCCGACCGUGUGCUGAAGCCCAAUGGCUGCCUGGCCCUGCUAGGUUUCACAAUGGACAUGGAGCUGGAGUACGGCAAUGCCACCAGUGACCUCAACAACAUCUGUGAAAAGUUUUAUGCAGCUCUACGACCCUUCAGAAACCCUUGUCUGGGCUCCUCCUUGUCAAAGAUCUACUUAGACAUGUUUGAAUCCUGCACCUAUCAGUACAAAGAGUGGAAUGACUGUCUAAGAGUUAACAGCAUGGUGACGAUAAACAGUUUCAUUGGGAUGGUAGAGACUGCCACCGGGUACCAGGAGCUGAAGCGCCAGGACGCCACUGAGGCCAAAGGCCUUUCUGACGACAUCAGGAACAACCAACUGCGAAACAAAGUCACCUCAAAUUUAUAAACCUAAUCCAUAAUUCCUCAGAUUUUUCUGAUUUCCUAACUCAGCUCUGUAUCCAUCUCACCACCCAUCGUGCUUCUGUGUCAUUUUAACAACCCUGACUCCGAACACGCCAUCGACUUCCUGGAGCUACUUCAAUGGUUUAAUAUUCAUCAACACAUCAAUUUCCGCCACUCCCUGUCAUGGACACAUCUUGGAUCUGUUCUGCUCAACUGGUAUCACCAUAUACAACAUCUCCAGCGCCAACCUCCACCUUUCUGACCACUUUGCUAUCACUAGAGACGCCUGAUGACGAGCCAUAAUCUCAAUUCCCACUUUGUACCCCAUCUCACUUACUUUCCUCCCCCCAUAUCUGACACUACCGACCUGGUCAACCUCUACAAUAAACACCCUCUCCUCCUGUCUCAAUAAUCUAGCACCCAUCAAAACCAGAACUGUUACAGGGUUAGGGUUAUGGUUAGGGUUAGGGUUAGGGUUAGGGUUAGGGUUAGGGUUAGUUAGACACUUGGCCACCUGUUUCAUUCCUGCUGUACGACAGAUGAAAACUAGAAAACACCAACUAGAAUGCCUACAAAAACUCACCGCCCACCUUCUAAGCCUAUACUGACUUCAUCCACCAGUACAAAACUGCCUUAAACUCUGCCCAGUCUUCCUACUAGUCACACUUCAUCCACACUGGCUCCAGUGACCCUAAGACGCUGUUCUCCACCAUCACCGAACUCCUCAAACCCAGCGGUAAUAUCUCCUCUUCAUUCACUGUCAACAAAUGUAACUUCUAAACGUAACAUCAUCCGCCGUCAUGGUCUCCAGUUCCAUUGUUCGUUAGACGAUAUCUGGCUCAAUAUAUCCACCAACUCCAUCACUGGCUCCACACACACAACCCUCACCUCCUGCCUUUCCCAAACUCAACUUCCUCAAACUGAACUGUGACAAAUUAGAUAUCAUCUUCAUUGUUCCAAACAUUGGUUGUUACUCAUGAAAAGCUUCUCAGGCUUCGAUGAGAGAAUGGCCAUGCAUUGCCCUACUGAAGGGACAGAAAUUUAUGGAGGACUGAUGAAAUAUGAUAAAAACUGAUGACACAGGAUCAAAAAAACUAUGGCGCUGUUAUUAAUUAUUAGCAACAAUUUAUUCACAGCUCAGCACUCACUGUGUGUGGCUCGACAGUACAUUGUCAUGACCUGAA